Molecule: messenger RNA, 1014 nt
Organism: Trametes versicolor FP-101664 SS1
Lineage: Eukaryota; Fungi; Basidiomycota; Agaricomycetes; Polyporales; Polyporaceae
Exons: 4
Coding region: 1-1014 (337 amino acids)
Source: RefSeq, a predicted model, not a curated record
AUGUCUUUUGACGGUUGUGACGACUGUCACCAACCCUCUACGACCCCAUACAAGCCUGAUCCGCAACUCUACGCCCAGGGAGACAUAUGCGCAAUCUUCGAGAGCCCAUCAGUACCCGUCUACCUGAUCUUGACUGGGGCCCCUCCACGCAGUCGAUCAACGUCUAGGAUUCCUCAGAGUACCGGUUCUCUGAUGCACAAGCUGAAGGAGGCCGUCACUGGUCGGACGAGCUCACAAUCGAACCGCUCGACAGGUUCAUCCGACGCGAACCCGAGGCCAGCACUGAUCCUCCAAAAUGUGAUCUUACCGUGCGAGGAAGGCGAGAUGACGGUGACGGUAUGCCUCUUAGCCACAUUCAAUUCCACUGUCGCUCGCGAAGACCUUCCAUUGGUCCUACGCCACUUCUGCAUACCGGUUUCCCCUCACCCCCUUGCCACUGGCGAUGAGUGGCACAUCCACACGAUGCCACAAUGGGAGAAGUCGGACACGUGGAUCAUCGCGAUACCCUUCGAGUCCAAGAUGAAACACAUCCCGGAGAGAUGGAAGGACAGGCGUAGGGAGGCCAAACCAGACGGCUCCUUCAAGCUCAGUCUGCAGGCAACGGCGGAUUUGCUGACCGAAUGCGAGAAAAGGGCACAGGAGUGGGAUAGACAGUGUCAGGAGGAAGGUCAAACCCUCGCUAGUGAUGCCUUGAAAGACUACGAUGAACACGCCAAGAAAGCCGCCGCCCUAAAGGUCGCCGAGCAUGCAUUACCCCAAGGCGUCUCGAUGGAGUCGUUGGAGGGUGACGUACAAGAACUUCGGACCCAGACCGUAAGGCCCCUGUCACCAUCACUCGUCGGUCCGUCGACAUCCUCCCAACGGAGUUCAAUGGCGGAAAGCGCACGUCCAAAGAGGAUCCCCGCAUACAAGAAGAUCGUGGUCAAGUUGCCGGCCACGAUCAAGAAGCUCACGGGCUCUAAUAGCAGCAUCGCCGGGGCGUCCAAUGGGAGUGGGCGCACCAAGGAGAAGUAG